ACCCCCUGCUGGGAAGGUAAAGCCAAAGAGCAAGUAUUAGUUUGAGGUUGAAGCAAGAAAUUACAGUCACAUGGAUGCAACCAUUGCUUUAAUGCUCAUAGAAGCUGUAUUGAUUUUGCUGGCUAUAGUAAUUUAUAAAGCUGUCAGAUUAAUCUCUCCACUUCAUACUAUCCGUCCUAUUUCUAUUCAUGAGAGUUCUAAAGAUGAUGUUGAUUCGAUUCCCAUGGUUUGCUCUCCUUCUAAUAUCAUUGUUGCUCCUCCUACAACCAAUUAUGACGUCUUUCUUAGCUUUAGAGGGAAAGACACUCAUGACAGUUUCUCAAGUUAUCUCUAUGAAGCACUUUGCGAUGCAAACCUUCAAACUUUUAUGGAUCACAAGCUCCACAAAGGAGACCAUAUCUCACCCGUUCUUUUGAAAACAAUAGAGGAAUCAGAGAUAUCUUUGAUUAUUUUCUCCAAAGAUUAUGCAUCUUCAACAUGUUGUAUGGACGAGCUUGUUCAUAUUAUGAGCUGUAGGGAUAAAUACCAAAGAGUUAUCAUCCCUAUUUUCUAUGACAUAGAUCCAUCAAAUGUUCGCAAACAAAAUGGAAGUUUUGGAGAUGGAUUUGCUAAGAUUAAGCAGAGAUUUAGCCACAACCAAGAAAAAGUGCAAAAUUGGACAAAUGCUUUGAUCCAAUCAACAAAUCUCUCUGGGUGGGAUUCAAAGAAUAUCAGAUAUUGACAUAAAUGUUCUUAAAGAGAGAGCCCUCACUUCAUUGGAUCAUAACGGCUAUAUUGAGAUGCAUGAUCGUGUGAGGGACAUGGGUGUUGAAAUUGCUAGAGAACAGUCAUUCUCCAAUCCUAAAGGCCCUGUUCGACUGCAAAGUUAUAAGGACAUUUAUGAUUUUUUCAUUAGUAACAAGGUACUA
This is a messenger RNA of Neltuma alba, 908 nucleotides long. Its product is annotated as TMV resistance protein N-like. Bases 71 to 721 code for a protein of 216 amino acids. The transcript has 3 exons. Gene Ontology annotation, biological process: signal transduction. Lineage: Eukaryota; Viridiplantae; Streptophyta; Magnoliopsida; Fabales; Fabaceae. The record is from RefSeq and is a predicted model, not a curated record.